UGAUAUACACAAUUAAUGGUGGGAGGUAUACUAAAGUGUGAAAUGUUUUUAUUAUGUUAACUAUUUUUCAGUUUAAGGGAACAAAAUAACAACAUUCGAUCAAAGAGCAUUAAAAGCGAUGGAUAUACUGUCAUACUAUAUACCGUGUACGUUUUUCCCACGCAUGAAUUAUGCACAGAGGAACAGUCUUGCCAUUUAUAACAGUUAUAACGCCUUCAUUAGUGACUUUGUAAUGCAGAAAAAUGAGGUAGUGACAUACGAUCAUGUUUCCUUACAUAUCUGUAAGGCACAGACGGACAGGAAUUUCCCUAUUGAAAUAAAUGAUAUAGUUAGGCAGGAGGACAGUUUAACCUUUGAAAAAAAUGCGUUGAACUCAGUUAAGAACAUCAACGCCUUUUUGAACCAGCAGCCGAAACAAAUGAGCACGGUAUCAAUCAUUUUCCUUGAUGUUUGUUAUCUCGACGAGAUAAGUGGAAGACAGAAUGAUUCCUUUUUAUUCGUCUUGCUUUCACGCAGUCCCUCAGACAUACGGGAGGCUAAAACUGACAACCUGAUUUUUAGCACGAAAGACUGUGUUAGAUCUGAUGUCUGCAAUCUACUGGAAAAAGUUAUCCUGAAACCAAUGAAAGAGAUGUGUGAAUUUCUUUACAAAGUGAGAAAUUCUUUCACAACAUCACAGCCAUACAGUGGAAAUGGCGCAAGACGUAGCAUUGUGUAUAAUACAAGAGCAAAUGCAACCAAAGAUCACAAGAAUUGUCCAGCUAAGACUGAACCAAAUGAAAGUUUAUGUAACAAAAAUCAGGAAAACCGUAAUGCUAGAAAAAUGCUCACUAGAUAUCAAGGUGCUGCGACUUGUCACCAUUUGAUGAACAGAAGAAACAGAAAAGAAGAGAAAUAUUCGAAAGCAAAACAACGAACCGUAGAAUGUUUUGAUACGGAUGAACAGGACAAUAUGAAAAAGACAGCCAAAAAGCGAACCGUAGAAUGUCUUGAUAUGGUUGAACAGAACAAUAUGAAAAAGACAGCCAAAAAGCGAACCGUAGAAUGUCUUGAUAUGGUUGAACAGAACAAUAUGAAAAAGACAGCCAAAAAGCGAACCGUAGAAUGUCUUUAUUCGGUUGAACAGAACAAUAUGAAAAAGAAGUAUCGCAAUGAUGGACAUCUACAAAAGUUCGCAUUCACUGAUAGUAGUUUCCUUGAGAGUGUAGACAAAGCGACAGUCGAAAGACUACUGCAGUCAAUGCUGGCACUGUAUGGGAUGAGCAAUAUUCAAGAAAACGAACGACCACAUAUUCCAAAAUAUGACACAAAGGAACUCAGCGACGAGCUUUGCAGAAAUCUGUUCAAGAUUAAUAGAUCUGUUAAAGGAGUAGGCUACCGUUCUAGCACAUUGCAAGUCUUUUUAUCAGAGAAAGACGUGUAUAAAGAAAUGGAAUUGAGAAAGAAAAUUGAGAAGGUUUUAUCUGUUCACGACAUCGUUGACUUUGAGAUAGUGCAAGUAUCGGAAGAUGUGCAAUAUCUUAUGCAUGUCGGGGCAAAGUUAGAGCCGGUGCCUGGGUAUGGUACACUUGGGUGUUUUGCUGAAAUGGAUGGAGUAACCAAAUGUAUUCUUCUUUCGAAACAUGUUGCAAAUGCUUGCGGAGAAAUAUACUUUGAAGAAAAAAAAAAGGUAUGUAGCAUUUUGAAAGAUACGCUUCAACAUGAGGAUGGGGAUCUUGAUAUAGCAGCUGCAGAGAUUUAUCCUAACGAGGAGAUUUGCAAUAGUAAAUUUAAGGAUUCUACAGGAAUAGAAUUGAAAGGCAGUCUGCAUGAAUACUGUGGAAAAGAUAAAUUGUUUACCGAAGAGCAAAAAGUCCAUUUUUGGGGAGCAUCAUCAAAACCCGGUAAAGGUGUAAUAACAAUACCGAAAGUUGUAUUUAAGGUCGGUAAAUGUAGUCAAACCUUGGUAGAAAUUAAGGAUGGUGAUACUAAGUUUGCUGAAGGAGGAGACCGUGGCGCAGUGGUCUGCACCGACGAUCCAGACGAAAGGUUUGUGUACGUGCUCGGAAUGGUAAUGGGAGAGGUAUUAACAAAUAAAGGAGAAAACGGUCGAAGAUAUUAUGUUCUUCCUUUAUCAGAUGGCUUAAAACAACUAGCAAGGAAGACAGGCAAAAGGUUUGAAUUGAUAUAAGGCACACUAAAUUUGACAUGAUGGAACGAUUUUAUUUUUAUCUUCAAUGUUUAACUUUUGGAUACACUUCAAACUAUCCUAAACAGAUUGUGAUACAAUGGACGAGUAUUAGCGUGAUGGAAGAAGUACUAGUACUUCAUUUGUGUCUUUUAAAGCAAACAUCUGCUGAAUCUUUCCACUACAGUUUCUUUUAAUUGUUGGACUACUUUGCGAUGCAUUGCUCUCUGGCAGAGUUUGAGGUGCUUUUUACAUCUGAGAAUUCUACCCUUACCUUUUUUUACAAUGUUUUAACUAUUUGAUACACUUUAAAGUACCCUCUUUAAAAGAGGUUCUAAAUUCGUGUCUUCUGUCUUCAGAGUUUAGGUGUCCCAUUCAAUUCACAAUGCCCCAGACUUCACUUAGAUGAUAAUGAAUUUACACUUUCUACUUUCAGUUUCACAUUAGCUUCGUCUGUUCUUUUUUAUUUCUUGUAUUUUGACUCGCAUGCAUUUGAUUGUUCACAGGUCACUCACCUGUGAUAAGCCAGAUAUACUCAAUUUUUCCUUCGUUUUAUCUUGUUUAUUACUGGUAUGAUGAUGUGAUUUUUUUUCUUGAAGUUUAGCACUGUUUCUAUCCUCUUACUGCUACCGUAAAGCUUCGGCUGCUCUAUUUCCUAUUAAAAUCAUAUCCGC
Molecule: messenger RNA, 2841 nt
Organism: Mercenaria mercenaria
Lineage: Eukaryota; Metazoa; Mollusca; Bivalvia; Venerida; Veneridae
Exons: 3
Coding region: 119-2170 (683 amino acids)
Source: RefSeq, a predicted model, not a curated record